AUGAGGUUUUAUUCUACUUUUCAUGAUUCUUACGUUUUACGCCAUAUUCGUAAACCAUAUACUUUAAGAAACAGUAUUACAGGAUCGGUUUUAUUUGGUUUUGCAGUAGGCGUAUAUUUCUAUUCUAUCUAUGCAGUUAAGCAGGAUGAUUUGAGUGAUGUUGUGUUGGAAGAGAAGUGA
Messenger RNA from Pneumocystis jirovecii RU7, 180 nucleotides. RefSeq lists its product as uncharacterized. Lineage: Eukaryota; Fungi; Ascomycota; Pneumocystomycetes; Pneumocystales; Pneumocystaceae. The transcript has 2 exons. Bases 1 to 180 code for a protein of 59 amino acids. Gene Ontology annotation, cellular component: mitochondrial inner membrane. The record is from RefSeq and is a predicted model, not a curated record. Gene Ontology annotation, biological process: mitochondrial respiratory chain complex IV assembly.